This is a messenger RNA of Puccinia graminis f. sp. tritici CRL 75-36-700-3, 2718 nucleotides long. RefSeq lists its product as uncharacterized. Bases 1 to 2718 code for a protein of 905 amino acids. The record is from RefSeq and is a predicted model, not a curated record. NCBI's taxonomy places the organism in Eukaryota, Fungi, Basidiomycota, Pucciniomycetes, Pucciniales, Pucciniaceae. The transcript has a single exon.
AUGAUUUGUAUUGAUUUACAGUUUGAUAAGAAGUGUUUUCAGUUUAGUGUUGUAUGGCCUCUAGUUGUUGUAGUGUCUUUCAGUUGGUUGCUGUAUGUAUGUAUGCUUCUUUUUUGUUUUUUUGGCCUUGAGGUUCGAGUUGAAGCAAAAACGAAAUCCAACAAGAACCACCCAAUACACAGCUUCGGCGGAUUGAUGAACAACUCAUCCUGGAGCAGAUGGACCCAUCUCAUCAUCAACAGCAACACAAGCAGAACAACCACCAGCAGACUACUAUCAACCAACAACAACAACAACAACAAACCACUACAGCUACUCAUCCAACAUGCACUCCUCCAUCGACAUCUCGACCCAAUCCAAUUCCAGAGAUCAAGCUCAGGCCAAGCGCAACUCGAUAACCUGCUGCUCGGCUCACUCAUCCUCAACGACCACAGACGAGCAAACUACUACCUCAACCGAAUCGAAGCCAGCCACUCAACCCAUCAGAACGACCAGUUCUAUCCCAACCUAUUCAAGGUAUGCGGUCUCAUCGGAAGAGGCAUGGGAAUGAUGAGAAGAGUCGUCAAAGCACAACUAUCAGCCUCACACUCAAACCAACGACCACUCAGGCCUGCUCAGAUCAAGAUCAUCGAAGCCUACAUCGAGAACCUGAUCAGAUGGACUCAGAUCGAACGCGCCUGGUCACUACUUGCAAGCUUCGACUUUGGGCCUUCCAUCGACCUCUCACUCCAGGCCGAACUGAUUGGCGGCCGAUUCUCGAAACGGGUCAAGCGGAUCAAGAAACCACCAGACAGCAACAAGCCUCUCUGGAAACCGAACUCGAGCGCUUACUCCAGUCUGCUAUCCAUCUAUCUCAUCCUCGAUCGACCAGACCUGGCUCUCAAGUUGAACUCAAACAUCGACCUCAGCAAGAUCGACCCAUGCAUGGCCUUGCUGGUCUGUGCAAGGGCUAGUACUAGUAGUCACCACCAAGAAGAGCAUCCACUCCACAUUGAUUCCAUCACUCCCCCCGGUCCCAUCACCACGACAGUCCUCGCGAAAUAUAUCUAUCGAAAGAGAGGUCCCAUCGGAUUCAUCAGAUGGCUCGAGCAACAGACCAAGAUCGACUCAUCAAACCGGAUACUCCUCUCGGCCUGGUUAGAUAUCCUACUCCUGCCAAGUGAGCCGGCACUCGAACCGGUCGAACUUGCCGAAUGGAUCGAGCGCAUCGAUCAACACGAUCUACUCGGCGAGCGAGAACUUGAACGAUACCUCAGAUAUACCAGAGAAUGGUUGGAAAGUCAAGCCAACUCAAAAAUCCGACUCAAUCUCAGCCAGCGUCGAUGGUCACUAGAUAAUCCUAAUCGACAUCCUUCAAUCGAUCGGCCAAUUUCCAUAGAUCCUGAUGACCCCCGUCUGGGAUAUCCUCAGCUCAUCAAUCUGUUCAAGAAAGUAUACCAUCAAAAACUCCCAUCAUCAUCAUCAUCCUCAAGAACAACAACAAGCGAGAAUAACGAGUUCAUAAAACCGUCGACGGUCGUCGUAUCGGAAAUGGUUAGGAUCUUAAGCUUGAUCGGAACCCCGCCCGGAAAACUGACCGAAUUGCUCGACCGGGAGGUCCAGGAGAACCAGAGCCAGAUCAGAUCGACUCAUAUGAUCGGAUUGAUUUGGAGUAAGAUCGUCAAUCACGACUUGAACGGCUUGAACACUUUGAUCGAUAAAGAGAUGAAGCUCAAGUACAAGUUGGUCUUGACCGGCCUGCUGACCACGAUCAUCCUUGCCGGAUUGAUCGCCACUCGUGCGCCCAAACCGAUGAUCAUCAGGAUCUCUCAAAAGCUAAUCGAGCAAUGUCCGACCACCUCCCCAUCAAACCAACAGAACCCUCAAAACUACUACAAACUCAAUCAACACACAGAUCUGGAGAGCGUCGAAAGCUAUCUUAACCUCAUCAAGGCUGCUGAAGCGGUGGGUGACUUGAUUCUGAUCAAAGAAUUGCACGAGUCUCUGGUCGCCAAAUUCGGGCGCGAGAAGUUCUUCGGGACAGAUCGGCCGGUCUCGAUCGACUAUCUUCAUCUGAUCUUCCAGGCUUAUAUGAAGCUCAACGAACCACUGUUAGCUCAAACCGAGGUCUCACUUUGGUUUGAGUCACUUCAAGAACACUAUCUCGCCUCAAUCCCGCUCGCCGAUCCUCCGCCCAGUCUUCCCUCGUCUACUACUACUACUACUACUACUGAUCGAGAAGAGUCGAAACGGUUCCUGAGCAGUGGGGUACUGCAAGACUUUCUGGACUCCCAGCCGGGGAGUAAGCUGAUCGAGAGUGAUGAUCUGAGAGGGGACGGGGCAGAUGAGCGGCAGAAAUAUGGCAAGUUCCUCGAGAGCCUGACGCGUUCCUCGAUGUUGAUUGCCAAGAAGCUCGACAGUCUCGGCCGACUGCGACGCCUGUUCGCCCGGACUGAUGCUCUCGGUCUAAGGAAGGGCGAGGAGGAGUGGGAGGCCGCUCGAUUGGCGGAGAUCCAAGCCCGGCUGCUCAAGUUCCGACGGGCCCAAGAACUCAAUCUGGAGCUCAUCAUCCGCUUCCAAUCCUUCCUCCCCUGCGCGCUUCCUUCUCCCUCCUCCUCUGCUCCUACUACCCCCGAGUCACCCAUUCAGAGCUGUAAUGUCGACGGACUCGAUGAUCAGCUCGAACCUCUGGAGGAGAAAAAAAUCAUCCCUCGGCCCGAUCCCUCAUCAUCGUCGUGA